CGAAAUCCUGGGGAAACCUGGAAUGCCCCAGGAACCCAAAAUCCAGCGGAUCCCAAAAUCCUGGAAAUUGCACCCGACCCCAGAACCUGGCAGUGCCCAAAUCCCAUACGGGACCCUAAAAUCCAAUGGGAUCCCACAGAACCCCAAAAUCCCACAGGAUCCCAAAACCUGGCAGUGCCACAAGAUUCCCAAAACCGGGGGAGUCCCAAAAUCCAGUGGGAUCCCGAAAUCCAGUGCCCCAAAACUUGGCAGCGCUCAGAUCCCACAGGAUCCUAAAAAUUCAUUGGGACCCCAAAAUCCAGUGGGACCCCAAAAUCCAGUGGGACCCCAAAAUCAAGUGGUGCCCCAGAUCCCACAGGACCCUAAAAAUUCAAUGAGAUCCCAAAAUCCCCCAGGACCCCAAAAUCUGGCAGUGCCCAAAUCCCACAGGACCCUAAAAUUCAGUGGGACCCCAGAAUCCCCCAGGACCCCAAAAUCUGGCAGUGCCCAAAUCCCACAGGACCCUAAAAUCCAAUGGGAUCCCACAGGACCCCAAAAUCCCCCAGGACCCCAAAAUCUGGCAGUGCCCAAAUCCCACGGGAUCCCCAAAGCUGUGGAGACCCCAAAAUCCCGCAGGACCCCAAAACCUGGAAGUGCCCAAAUCCUAAAGGACCCUAAAAUCCAAUGGGAUCCCACAGGACCCCAAAAUCUGGCAGUGCCUAAAUCCCACAGGACCCUAAAAUUCAGUGGGACUCCAGAAUCCCACAGGACCCUAAAAUCUGGCAGUGCCCAAAUCCCACAGGACCCUAAAAUCCAAUGGGAUCCCACAGGACCCCAGAAUCCCACAGGACCCCAAAACCUGGCAGUGCCCAAAUCCCACGGGAUCCCCAAAGCUGUGGAGACCCCAAAAUCCCGCAGGACCCCAAAACCUGGAAGUGCCCAAAUCCUAAAGGACCCUAAAAUUCAAUGGGAUCCCACAGGACCCCAAAAUCUGGCAGUGCCUAAAUCCCACAGGACCCUAAAAUUCAGUGGGACUCCAGAAUCCCACAGGACCCUAAAAUCUGGCAGUGCCCAAAUCCCACAGGACCCUAAAAUCCAAUGGGAUCCCACAGAACCCCAAAAUCCCACAGGGUCCCAAAACCUGGCAGUGCCACAAGAUUCCCAAAACCGGGGGAGUCCCAAAAUCCAGUGGGAUCCCGAAAUCCAGUGCCCCAAAACUUGGCAGCGCUCAGAUCCCACAGGAUCCUAAAAAUUCAUUGGGACCCCAAAAUCCAG
Camarhynchus parvulus is the source of this 1254-nucleotide messenger RNA. RefSeq names its product pre-mRNA 3' end processing protein WDR33-like. Bases 23 to 1228 code for a protein of 401 amino acids. The transcript has 2 exons. NCBI's taxonomy places the organism in Eukaryota, Metazoa, Chordata, Aves, Passeriformes, Thraupidae. The record is from RefSeq and is a predicted model, not a curated record.